GGAUGACCCAACCUCCCCACUCAAGAAGAGUAAGAACUCCAUCCCAGGAUCCCCUAGCGUAUCUCCGGCCGACGCAACUCCCGCCUCACCGCUGCUUUGCUCCCCACCGCUUCACGCCCGCCAUGGCCUCAUCCUAUCAUCCUCCCUCUUCUUCUCUCUUUCGUACCCCCGGAUUCUGGGCUUUCUGCUCUCCCGAAGCCCUUUGUCCUCAGGCUUCGCUGCUGCCGAUUUCACUUCCGAUUCUACCUCUUAUUUGUUUUUUGUACCACCCUCGUCUAUCGUUUAUUUUAUUUUAUUUUUGGAUGAAUUUUUCCCUUUCUUAUUUCUUGUUUCCCCUCACCCGUGGUAAAUAGUCAAUUGUCACCAUGUCCAAUGUCGAUAUUUCCAGCGACGGCUUUAUCGGCCUGGAUUAUGACUCGAGAAACUACCUCCAGCCUCAGUCAUGGCCCGUGGCGGUGGACCACCAGGCCUCCCACCGAACAGAUGGAGCGCGAGACAUUUCUCCCUUGCAAACCAGCGGUCACGCAUUUGAACAGUCCGUAGCUCAGGAUACCAAUCUGAUGGUCGACUGGCAAUUUCAGCACAUGCACCCCCACCUUCAUCAGUACUCCCAUGAGGAGACCGUCUCCGCACCCCAGUUCACGGCCGCAAGCUAUGGGAUGCCUAUCCAGUCCUCUCCCAUUGAUUUAAUGUCCGCUGCACCUCAAGGGCAAUUGAGCGGAAGUCUCCUAGACGGUCCAUAUCUGCCUCUAUCAGCAUCCGUUGACAUGGUUCCGUUCCCUUAUCAAGAUCUCCAAUCUGAUCUGAUGACAUUUCCGUCCGAUGGCCUGGCACAUGGCCUACCAGAGAUGACCUCCUAUGCCGCGCCACACAACGUAAUAGACAGCAACUCGCCCGCGGACACGUACUUGGAAGUCCGUUCGUUGACCAGUUCGAGCAGCGACAAUGGCUGGAGCACCAUUGAGCCGCGCCGCUCUCAUGAGUACUUCCCAGACCAAGGUAUCUUCAUCAAUCCCACGCAGACGUUGCAUGACAGGAGUCUGUCGGAGUCAUCCUACUCGACAUCUUAUGGCAGCUUCGUAGAGAUAUCGAAUCCAGUCAACUCGCCCAGCUCGGACACCAAUUUUGACACUGCUUUUAACAACACGAUGACCCGUCGCGUGUCAUUCGACCAUACCUCGCAUGGCUCACAGUCUCCGACUGCAGUGAGCCCCGUGGCGAUUGUCCGACCGAUUCCUGUCCCAAUGAAGAAGCCUUCGUCGCCCACUCGGUCUACCGGGUCGCAGGCCUCGUCUACCUCUCCCCCGACAAGGAAGCCAUCUCGCAAGAGCCCUAUUGCCGCAAAGACUGCCGAGACGAAGGUUCGGAAGCAGUCGCAAACAGGAAAACCGGAAACCGAGAAACGUGUUGGAAAGCGGAAGGGACCGCUCAAGCCAGACCAGCGGAAACAGGCCAGUGAGAUCCGUAAGCUGAGAGCGUGCCUCCGCUGCAAGUUCUUGAAGAAAACUUGCGACAAAGGCGAACCCUGUGCUGGCUGUCAACCAUCACACGCUCGGUUAUGGCAGGUGCCUUGCACCCGUAUUGACAUCAAGGAAAUCGGCUACUUCAUGAAGGACUGGAAAGCUGACUACGAACGUCAUAUCUCUCUUGGGUUCUCAGUAGGCAAUAUCAAAGGAUUCUCAGAGCAUGAAAGGACUCUUUUCAUCACCCACGGCUAUGGACAAAUUCUCCCGAUCAAUGCUCGUGAGGUUUAUGUGCGCGAUGACCAAUGCUUCAGUGUCGACUGGGUAGAGGCGUACAACCGAGGGCCCACGCAGUAUGAGGUGGAGACAGCUAAGCUGUCUGCUGGAAUGGAAGGCAUUUCGCACGCUAUGUUGUCCGAUUACCUUGAUCGCCACAUCGAUGGAAACGGCACCUUCGAGAAAUUUGUUGAUGAUUACUUCGGAGGCACACCGUUCCUGACCCAGAUGCUGAAGACCGCGUUCCGGUUCUAUUUCCGCACGAAGAUGCCCGUGAUCCGCAAGGCUCUGAAGCUUAUCAUUGCCUACAAUCUGACGCUCCAUGUCACCAUGGUCGAGGGCCUGGGCGAGGAAGAAGGGCUUCUCGGAAAGAUUGAAGAUGAGACAUCUAAAUGGAAAGGCAAGACAUUAGCUCCAGUGAUGAUCAACUUCCAGAUCAAGUGUGCGAUGGCAAACAUGUGGCGUGAGCUGCAGAAAGACGUCUUGGAGGAGCUUUCUAGCCUCUAUUCCAGCGUCUACAGCGGAGAAAAGCUUAAGAACUGGCCAACCAUCUUCAUCCUGGCGUCAAUCCUUUUGGCCGUCUGGGAAGAGAUGCAGUUUGACUGCCACUACCGUACUCAGGAUGCUGCUGCUGUCGAUAAGUUCUGCACCGACAUGGAGACUACUCCCGUCGGAGUUAUUGUUGGCUUGUUCCAAGCGAUUUCGCAGAAGCUUCCCGCAUUCACCGAGUGGGAAACACAAAAGCACCACCACCUGCUGCUCUCGAAUCCGGAUGUUUGUAACACAAUGACUGAGGUCCGCCAACAUGUUACGCAAUAUGAGAGCUAUCUCCGUAGCCGCUCCAGUUCGAAGUUUGACCGCAACGACUUUGACUGUUUAUCGAAUAAGUUUGUUUCAAGACUUGUUGUCCGCGCCAAUUAAACGAUAAGUUAUGAGAAUGAUGGUACAUUGCGCUUGCUUUUCUCACGGCUUUGGAAAUGACGGCGUCUGCGCGGUAUGAAACUAUGAAGAUAUGCCGGCAUUUACGAUUAUGACUCGCAUUAAGCCAUUAGCGACUACGAUCGUUCUGUUCCUUCGUGUUUUUUUUCGUCUCGGUCUUCUACAUAUUUAUUUUAUUUUAUUUUUUCCUUUUCUGCCAGUCUAGCCCACAGCUUACUUCAUGUCUUGUUUGUUUUCUUUUCGUGCUUUCGACUUACACACACUCUCUUUUUGCUUCUAGUGGUAUACCUUUCUCGCACAGUAUUUAAACAGCGAUGAUGAGGAUCACGAAUGUCAUGAUAUUAUAUGGUCACGAAAUGUCUUCCAGCAGCUGCAAAGGAUGAGCGCAACUGAGUUGCCGACGUAUAGUGGAGGGGAGGUCCCGCUUCAUGAUGCUGCUUUUCUGCAUUUGUGUGGCUGAUUAGUGUAUGCGUGUGCAUGUGUGCAUUUGUGUUCCCUUUUGGUCUUUUUUGCCAUUAUUUGUUACGGGUAUUGUAUUUCAUCGGAGUGUGGGAAGGAUUGUGUUGGCAUGAAGUUCACCAAUGUUCUUGUUUUUAAUUCCAAAGCGUGCUAGCAUGCUGCACUGCCCUUGUUUGUCAUGAAGCGAGGGUAAAAUUAUGAUUCACAUACAGACAAACUUUCUC
Messenger RNA from Aspergillus alliaceus, 3361 nucleotides. Its product is annotated as Zn(II)2Cys6 transcription factor domain-containing protein. NCBI's taxonomy places the organism in Eukaryota, Fungi, Ascomycota, Eurotiomycetes, Eurotiales, Aspergillaceae. The transcript is spliced from 4 exons. The record is from RefSeq and is a predicted model, not a curated record. Gene Ontology annotation, biological process: regulation of DNA-templated transcription. The coding region runs from base 366 to 2660 and encodes 764 amino acids. Gene Ontology annotation, molecular function: DNA-binding transcription factor activity, RNA polymerase II-specific; zinc ion binding.